Molecule: messenger RNA, 2302 nt
Organism: Coprinopsis cinerea okayama7#130
Lineage: Eukaryota; Fungi; Basidiomycota; Agaricomycetes; Agaricales; Psathyrellaceae
Exons: 17
Coding region: 1-2016 (671 amino acids)
Cellular component (GO): cytoplasm
Molecular function (GO): ATP-dependent chromatin remodeler activity; ATP binding; metal ion binding
Source: RefSeq, a predicted model, not a curated record
AUGGCUCACGAAUGGCCGGACUACGAGGCUCAGGCAAAGAAGAAAGCCAAGGCCAAGAAACAGAAGAAACUUGAUGAUUUCAUCGUCGAAGAUUCGGACGAAGAAGACUACCAUACCAAGGUCAAGAAGCGGAAGAACGAAGCUGGGCUGUUAUUCCAGAUCGAAUGGUAUCGGGUUGUUCUCGAUGAGGCCCAGGGCAUCCGUAACAGGACCACUCGCUCAUCACGCUCCGCCAACGAGCUAAAGGCGAACCUUCGGUGGUGCUUGACUGGAACUCCCAUCAUCAACGGCUUGACCGACUAUUACGGCUAUCUUCGUUUCUUGAAGGUUCGCCCCUGGUAUGAUUGGGAUGCCUUUAACCGCCAUAUAGCGUUGAAGGAGAAGAAAAGUCCCAAACUCGCCGUUACUCGCCUUCAAGCCAUCAUCGUCACCUGCCAGAUCCGUCGCACGAAGGAAUCCGAACUUGAUGGGAAGCGUCUCAUCGAGCUUCCGCCCAAGGAGAUCACCAUGACACCGCUGGAAUUCACGGAAGAGGAGCGCGCAAUCUAUACUAUGGUGGAAGCCCGUUCGCAAGCUACCUUCAACCGAUUCCUUCGUGCCGGCACUGUCCUGAAGAAUUACCACCAAGUUCUCGUUCUACUGCUUCGUCUUCGACAGAUAUGCUCCCAUCCUUGUCUCAUCCAAGAGGAUGUUGUUGCAUUUGUUCACCGAGACGAGGUGGACAACUCGAAGCCCGAGGUCUUCACUGAACUCACCCGUGCCCGUAACAUGAUCUCUGCCGAAUUCGUUGAGGAGAUGAAGAAGAGGUUCAAGGACCGCGCCGUUCAACGCAUGGAAGCCGAGAAGCAGUCUGCUGAUGCCGCAUUGGAAGACGAGGACUGUGCCAUUUGCUUCGAGAUUAUGGGCGAGAGUGCAGUAUUCACCGAGUGCAAACACGAGUUCUGUGGCGAGUGUAUCCAUGCAUACCUUGACACGCCUAUAAUCGAUGCGGCUGACAACAGGGAUACGCAUCCAUGCCCUAAAUGUCGCGAACCGAUUACGAAGCAGAAGAUCUUCAAACGUGCGGCGUUCGAGCCUACCAGCAAGGAGCUCAACGGCGAGAGCUCUGAUGACGAGGAUUCCGACGAGGAUGAAGAGGAAGAUGAAGACUACAUGGACGUUGACGAAGACUCGAGUGGCAAAGGAAAAGGAAGGGCUCGUCCAGCUCGCACCUCUCGGCGCAAGGUGUCGUACUACGAAGAAGACGAUGACGAUGACAUGAGCGAUUUUAUCGUCGAGGAUGAUGAGGACGAAGAAGAGAAAGAUGCUCGACGUGCUUUGAAGAGGCGGCUUGGGAAGCGACGCGCCAACGUGAUCUUGGAUUCCGACGACGAGAUGGACACUCCGGAAGAGAAGGAGGUUCUGAUUGGCCGCAAGACCAAGGAGCAGUUGGCCAAGGAGUCGGUUGAGAACAUGUCUCGGUUCCUCCCCUCCACCAAGAUGAAGUACAUGAUGGAGCUCAUUGAGAAGAGUUUCAAAUCUCGACCUGACGAGAAGAUUUUGGUCGUCUCUCAGUGGACCGCUUGCCUUACGUUGGUUUCGGAUUACCUCGCUGAGAAGGGAAUUGCCCAUGUCAAGUAUCAGGGCGACAUGGAUCGUAACAAGCGCGACCAAGCUGUUCGUGUGUUCAUGUCUAAAGACAAGGCCAGAGUCAUGUUGAUGUCGCUCAAGUGUGGAGGUGUCGGCCUCAACCUUACUCGCGCGAACAAUGUCAUCUCUCUCGACCUCGCGUGGUCUCGGGCUGUCGAAUCCCAAGCCUGGGAUCGUGUACAUCGCCUGGGCCAGACUCGGAACGUCAACGUCCAACGUUUGGUUAUUGCCAACACUGUCGAAGAUCGAAUCCUCGCUCUUCAAGAACGCAAGCAGUCGCUUGCUGAUGGUAGUUUGGGAGAAGGAACAGGAAAGAAGAUGGGCCGCCUCACCGUUGGUGAACUCGCUAACCUUUUCGGCCUGGAUAUUGAUGGAAACCGUAUCUGAGAUUCGGAUUCCGUUUAUAUUUAUUGAAUAACGUCGUCCAUCUAACUGUUGAUGAACGACCAUGGUGACAGUGUCCUUGACUGGUGUCUAUUUGCUGUUCUUUCGACUGUUGUACACGGCUCUUUAUACCUCAGCCUUCUAGAUAAUUGACAUCCUUUGUUGCGUAGUGUACAUACCUUGCUUCGUAUUUGUAGCUUACUGCUUCCCCCUUUUCCUCGCUCCGUACCCUUUCCCCGAUUAUGCUGUACGUUACAACUCUUUGCCAGCUUCACAUUAUUGCACUUGC